Molecule: messenger RNA, 1446 nt
Organism: Cheilinus undulatus (humphead wrasse)
Lineage: Eukaryota; Metazoa; Chordata; Actinopteri; Labriformes; Labridae
Product: spermatogenesis-associated protein 22
Exons: 8
Coding region: 108-1259 (383 amino acids)
Biological process (GO): regulation of meiotic cell cycle; gamete generation; meiotic DNA repair synthesis
Source: RefSeq, a predicted model, not a curated record
GUUUCCAGGGUGCUGAACCGGGCAAGACAGGACAGACAACUCGCUCGUAGCUUUGCACAGCUAGUACCACCAGCAGGUUAGAUGAGCUUCUUUUCAGUGUGAAUACCAUGAGAAGACUGGAACACCAGCAGGCCAGGCCAACAGCAGGCUGUCUAUCUGUGCCACUUUUCAACCAGAAGAAAAGAAACCGAGUCCCUCUGACAUCUGCCCCUUCAGAGAGUGAAUUCUUUUCUCACAGUGAAUACUCAGCAAAUACCAGCUCAAAUACAUCUCACAACACACCAGGUUCCUAUGGGAGUUACCAUGCUCCUGGUCCAUCCACUGGUGCUCCACCAAGGCUCCAGUGGAACAGACAGGGCAACCCACAAUCUUCCCCUCCCCAGCAGUAUGGCAGUAACAGACCUGCUCCUGGACCUUCCCCUACUGUGAGAAGCUAUGCACCUAUUCUACAUCCAUACAAAGGAGGAGACACAAGCGCAAAGAUGGGACAGCCAAGCAACCCAGUUAGACAGCAGCCUGCCAGCUCCAGUGUUAACUCUAGAAACAACCUGUAUCAAGCCCCUCGCAUCAGUGAUACUGCUCAAAGCAAGCCAUCACCUCAUACUGGGUUCUCUCAGAGGAGUCAGCAGCCAUCUCACAGGCAGUCCAAUCCCACACAGCAGUAUUCCCAGCAGUCAAGACCUCCUCCUGCACUUGUCCCUCCACCCAGCAGGCCCCCUGCUCGGGACCCACAACCACAGAAAAACUCCUGGAAUUUUACUAACAGCUUUGGCCCUCAGAAUCCUCCCUAUGAUGGAAACAGGAGCUCAAAUCGAGCUUGCACUGUGCAGAUACCUCAAAAUCAGCAGGGAACUUCUCCAGGGAAGCCAACCGUAGAGCACUCACUGAGAAUCCUGACUGCAGUUAUUGAUGGAAUGAGACACUGGAGCCAGUUUAAAGACAGAGCCCCUUAUUUAUUUGAGAUAUUUGCUACUCUGGACUCUGCAGUCACACUGGGGCGCCAUGGAGCCAAGAACUUCCUCAUGAGAGACGGGAAGCAGGUUGUGCAGUGUGUCUUCUAUGAAAAUGAGCGAGAGCUCCCCCGUUUGAUCCGAGGUCAAGUUCAUCGCUGUGUGGGAAACUAUGACCUCAGCAGAGAAGUCCUGAUCUGUGUGUCCAUCAGACCUGCCCUGCCCUCAGAGCAGAGAAAUGCUCAGGAGGCUGUCAAAGCCUGCGAUGCAGAGAUGAGGGCUCUGGUCAAAUCCCUUAGUGAAGCCUGAGCACAGGCAGGUAUCUGAACAAAGUAUACACCAGGAGACAUGAAGAUUGAAUUUGAAAUGAUUACAAAUCUCCUACAUUUUAAAAAAAUGUUAUGGCUGUAAAUCCUUAAAGUUUUGAAAAAACAUGUUUAAGUCAUUAAUGAACUCAUGGCCAGUUGCCAUUAAUUUGCUGCAAGCGCAUUCCAUU